Messenger RNA from Paramecium sonneborni, 1546 nucleotides. The record is from the annotation of a GenBank genome assembly. NCBI's taxonomy places the organism in Eukaryota, Ciliophora, Oligohymenophorea, Peniculida, Parameciidae.
AUGAAUAAAAAAUAUACUUCUUUUAACUUGAAUCCAAAAGUUCUAGAUGAUAAGGAUGAAAUAAGUUUUGGAACAUCUUUUAUCGAUAUUAUUAUGAAUUAAAGUACUUUUGAUAAUUUAACCUCGUUCCUGGAUACUGGCUCACUAAUUAAUUUUCAAUUAAGCUCUAAAGUUUUUAAAAUAAGAAGAUGGAAAAAAUAUUUUAAGAAAGUCAUUUUUUCAAGAUUGCAUUAACCUUUAGAGCAUAAAUUAAUUUCUUUGUUUAUUAUAGAUUAGAAAUGUUAAUAAUUUAUCUAUUGGGAUUAUGUGGUCGACUUUAAAAGAUUAAAUUUAUAAUACUCUCAUUAAUAUAAAUACUAUUCUUGUUAAUAAUCAAAUGAAGCUACAAAUAUAUAAAAAGAUAUUGAUAGAACAUUUUCAUAGCAUCAAUAUUUCAAAUAAAUUCAUAACAGAUAGAGAUUAUAAAGAAUAUUGAUUGCAUUGUCUAAAAUCUAUGAACAAUUAGGUUAUGUACAAGGAUUGAAUUAAAUAGCAGGGUGCUUUUUAAUCAGUGGUUUAAGUGAAUAAUAAACCUUUUGGAUCAUGUAUUAUAUUUUGAAAAAAAUGAAAUAUGCUAUUAUAUUCCUUGAUUAGUUUAGUUAAUUAAAAUUCCUAAAUUUUGUUGUUGCAGUAUUUCUAAAAAAUUAUGUUCCAAAUUUAUCUGCAUAUUUUGUAAAAAUCUAUUCAAUUAUUUAGUUAUUAAACAAAAUUGAUAUAGGAAUUAUUACUACUAGAUGGUUUCUUGUAAUCUUUGGUUAUGAUUUCCCAUAAAAUUUAGUAUUAAUUCAUGAUUUAAAUAGUUAUUAUAAGUUUGGAAUUUAUUUUUGUAAAAAGGAAUUAAGGUUUUGAUAAAAAUUUCGAUUGCAAUCUUUAGACUGAUAUCAGAUUUCGACAAUAUAGAAGAUUUAUAUGAAAUGAUAAAGGAUGAAUUAUACGAUCUUUUAGAUUCCAACAUUUAUUUACAAUCUAAAUUGAUUGAAUACUUUAAAACUUUUAAAAUAACUAAUCGUUUAAUAAACGAAUUGAAAACUAAAUUUGAGACAGAUGAUGAAUCUCUGACUUUAUAAUUUGAUUAAAUUUAGAAAAAACAUUAUUGGAGAAAAGGCGGAGAUAGUGCAAGAAGUUUAAUAACCUCUUUUAAUGAAAUUAUAAGUGAGAUUUAAGAAGAAAGAGAUAGUUUCUAUUAAAAAUCUUAAUCUUUUUUAAAUGUUUGUUUUCCAAAAUUAAUAAAUUCAAAUUACUUAAAUGCUUUAGAAACCAAAAAGAGUCUAUCAAUAAAAAUAGAACAUAAGCCCUCAUUAAUUAAGAGAUAAAUUUUUUCACAAUAAUUCAUGAUGUCUAUACCAUAAUCUGCAAAUGGAGAUUAAGUAUGAAAUUUUACUAUAAGGAAUCUAAUAUUUACGCUGAUGAAUUAUAAAGCAAAAUGAGUUCUUAUGAUUAUGAUAGCGAUGACUUAUUCGAAAGAAAUAAACAAGAUUUAAUAAGAAACUUAAAAAAAUAUAAUUGA